This is a messenger RNA of Tinamus guttatus (white-throated tinamou), 2254 nucleotides long. It is a transcript of the gene SLC26A1, whose product is annotated as solute carrier family 26 member 1. Gene Ontology annotation, cellular component: membrane. NCBI's taxonomy places the organism in Eukaryota, Metazoa, Chordata, Aves, Tinamiformes, Tinamidae. Gene Ontology annotation, biological process: sulfate transmembrane transport. The record is from RefSeq and is a predicted model, not a curated record. Gene Ontology annotation, molecular function: secondary active sulfate transmembrane transporter activity.
AGAUGCAUGAAGUAAACACUGGCACAAUGGAAAGACCACUGGAGGCUACCAGGCUGGAAAUUAGCACCUCUUCCUGCUUUUUUAUGGAAAGAAAGACUCAGGUCAAGAUUAACAGAAAAAAGCUCAUGUUAGCCAAGCUAAGGAAGAGCUGUUCUUGCACCCCUGGGAAACUGAAGAAUAUUAUCAUGGGCUUCUUUCCUGUCUUACAGUGGCUUCCCAAAUACCGGUGCAAAGAGUAUAUCUGGGGGGACAUCAUGUCUGGGCUAGUAAUUGGGAUCAUUCUGGUGCCACAAGCAAUUGCAUACUCAUUGCUGGCAGGUCUAAAGCCCAUUUACAGUCUUUACACAUCAUUCUUUGCCAACAUCAUUUAUUUCUUAAUGGGCACGUCCCGUCAUGUCUCAGUUGGCAUUUUCAGCUUGAUAAGCUUAAUGGUAGGACAAGUUGUGGAUCGAGAGCUUCUCUUGGCUGGGUUUGACUUGAAUGAUGAUGCCCUGCCAGGCUUGGGUGAUGGCUCCCUCUGGAAUAACAGCCAACCCAACACAACUGCCUUCAAUCUCACCAUUGGAGGAGCAAGUGUAGAGUGUGGGAAAGAAUGCUACGCUAUCGGCAUUGCUACAGCCUUGACAUUUGUAGCUGGAGUAUAUCAGGUUCUAAUGGGAAUCUUUCGUCUGGGUUUUGUAUCCAUGUACCUGUCUGAGUCUAUGCUAGAUGGCUUUGCAACUGGUGCUUCCUUGACCAUUUUAACAGCCCAAGUGAAGUAUCUGAUUGGAAUAAAAAUCCCGCGUAGCCAAGGGCACGGAAUGCUCGUGAUUACUUGGAUUAACAUUUUCCAGAACAUUUCUCAGGCUAACCUUUGUGAUGUCAUCACAAGUGCCAUUUGUAUUGUGGUGCUGGUCACUGCUAAGGAACUGGGAGAUCGGUAUAAACAUAAAUUGAAAUUUCCCCUGCCCACAGAGCUGGUGGUUAUUGUUGUGGCAACACUGGUAUCACACUAUGGGAACCUGAAUGAACUGUACGCAUCCAGUGUUUCUGGAGCUAUACCAACAGGAUUUAUUCCCCCCAAGGUGCCAUGCUUUGACUUAAUGCUCCGCGUCGCUGUAGAUGCCUUGCCACUUGCCAUAAUAAGCUUUGCAUUCACUGUAUCGCUUUCUGAAAUGUGUGCAAAGAAAUAUGCUUACACCAUUCGAGCCAAUCAAGAAAUGUUUGCUGUGGGGUUCUGCAACAUCAUUCCUUCUUUCUUCCACUCUUUUGCAACCAGUGCAGCUCUGGCAAAAACACUUGUCAAAACAUCUACAGGCUGUCAGACUCAAGUCUCCGGAGUGAUUAGUGCAAUGGUAGUUUUGAUGGUGCUGCUCUUCUUGGCACCUCUCUUCUACUCCUUGCAGAAGUGUGUCCUGGCUUGUAUUAUUAUUGUCAGCCUCCGAGGAGCCCUGAGGAAGUUCCGAGAUGUGCCAGCACGAUAUCAUGUGAACAAGGUGGACACACUGGUUUGGGUCAUUACUAUGUCUGCAUCCGCCUUGGUUAGCACAGAAAUAGGGCUUUUGGUUGGUAUCAUUUUCUCCAUGCUCUGUAUCAUUGUUCGGACACAGCAGCCACGGACAGCCCUGCUUGGUCAGAUCCAGAACACCAACUUUUAUGAGGAUGACUUGGAAUACAAAAACCUCUCUUCUGUUCCAAAGGUCAAAAUAUUUCGUUUUGAAGCACCACUUUACUAUGCAAAUAGAAACUACUUCCUGAAGUCUCUGUACAGGCUGACUGACUUAGAUCCUAACCUAGAAGCUGCAAGAAGGAAGAAAUAUGAGAAGAAGGAACAGCAGCAACUGAAAAAAGAAGAUCAAACUGCUGCUAAUGGACUGGGCAUGGAAGAAACAAUCAUGCAACUAGUACCCAAGCAAAUUGAUUUCCAAGCCAUUGUUGUAGAUUGUUCUUCCAUCUCAUUUCUGGACACUACUGGAGUUAAUACUCUGAAGGAAAUCCUGAAAGACUACAAGGAGCUAAAUGUUUCUGUUCUUCUGGCUUGCUGCAAUCCCUCAGUAAUAGACUCUUUGAAAAGAGGAGGUUACUUUGGGAAGGAUUUUGGAAAUAUGCAGGAAUUGCUGUUCUACAGCAUACACAAUGCAGUGCAGUUUGCAAAAGACCUAAACCUUCCAUCAGACUGCACUGGUGUUUAGUCCAUUGUUUUUCCUGCUACUAGCUACACAAGUGACAGAUGAGAAGGGGCAGUUUGCAAUAAUCAAAAUUAUCAGACACAUAA